UAAGACUUACUACACGACUGCCACGUGUAAUAACAGACUGAUGAGGUGUGAAAAGAUGAUGAAGAGGCUGGUGGUGAUAUUUACGUCGCUGGUGCUCGUAAUUCUGUUGACGCUAUUCUAUCAGCUGCGCUUUGUGUCAAUCACUGGCUUCAUCCCGUCAUUGAAACUAUGGCUACAUCAACGAUCAUCACAACACACUUACGGUGAACACCCAACCUUUGAUGAAAGAUGUUACAAGUACCACAAAAACCUUACUGCUGAGAACAAAUGUUGUAAGAUGGUCAACUUCUCAGGUUCUGUGGGUCUGAUACACAAGUGCAUAAGAAGCGCCAACGAUCAGUUGUUGAGGGAUGAGAGAUUUCAUGCAAGUGAAGGCGCUGACGAAGGUGGCGGUGUCGUUGAUGUUACUGAAGGUGGUGUUGCUAGUGGUGGCACAGAGCCUGCCAGGGGCCAGCACUGGGUAAUCUUCGGUGACUCCCACAUGCGCUACAUCUUGGUGUCCUUCCUCACACGCCUCAGGAGUCCGUCUCUGGAGUACCGAAUACCUGUUGAUGAUAAAGGCUGGAAAAGUGUAGCUCCAGCAGAAAAGACUCUUCACAAUGACAAACCAUUUAAAAACAUUGAAGUGCGAGACCUGAGCGUUAAUCUGAAUAUUACCUUCUACUGGGACGUGCACUUGAUGAAGCAUUUGCCGCAAGAGAUGAUCAAGUGGGAGCAGCAGCCACACCACACACCCUCGCUAGUACUCCUCGGGACUGCGUUGUGGUGGAUGAAGGACAACGAGGCCAUAUACGUGAAUUUUGGAGCGAAGGCAGCCGCCGACUUGUAUGAGGAUUACCUCAGGAUCCUUCGAGACCGACUCUCCCGCCUUGCUAAGACCACCACCGUUAUCUUCAAGCUCGUCGACGACGUACCGAGAACCAGGAAUCCGAAAUCGAAGACAGCUUUCGGCGUCAGGAACAAUUUUGUCCUUUACAAUCAGCUGGCGGUGCAGGAGCUGGGAAACACAGGAGUGAUCAUCUGGAAUAGUACAGUGCCACUCUCCUUGGCUUACACCAAAGAGUGUACGAAGAACUUCAGGAACACCCCACCCUGGUACCAAUGGAAGUGUGAAGAUCAAGGCCAUGUGGGGUACAUCCUUGUUUAUCAGUAUGUUGACAUGGUCCUUAAUGAUUUUUGUGGGAAAUACUUAAAUCUGGGGCACGAGUUUUGUACUUAAAGCAUAACAACAUCUACUUUUGGGGGGGGGGGUAAGCACUUGGUAGUACUGUAUGUAUUUUUGUGCCAUAAUAUUCUACAGAUGGUCUAACUUCCUCACCAUUUAAACAUUUAUUAUUUGUAUUGUGAAGUGUGAAUAGUUAUAUAACACUGAAUACGCGAUUGAUUAUGCAACUUUCGAAACAGUGCAAUUCUCAAAAGUCGAGAGCUUGAAUAUUUGUUUUGUUCACACAAUGUUCUGUAUAUACGUGUGCAUAUUUUGUACACUUGCGUCUGCGUGAGAAACGUGAGCAUUGCAUAAAUUUGGGUCACCACAACCCCUGCUAACCCCCCCUCCCCCCCUCCAGCCUUUCCAAAACUCGGGGAGGCAGCAGUGCCCUUACAGAUUCCGGACGUAGUAUACAGUAUUUUAUGUUCUGCCCUGAACUCUUGUCUGCCACCUUUCCCUGUUUAUACAACUGUUUACCGUAUUUCUGGAACAACCUCCCGUUUCAAGACUGUUUUUACUAUUAUUGUUGUUAUUAGCUUGUAUUGUGACUGUAAAUUAUGGAACUGUAUAUUUUCAGCCUUCUGGCUACUAUGCUCUUUCAAUAAACCGUUAAUUACUAUUAUUAUUAUGAUUAUUAUUAUAAAUGAUGAGUGAGUGAAUUAUUAUUCAUAUUUAGAUGACUAUCGUGUACAAUUGGAGAAAUAAAUUAUCUAAGAUU
Molecule: messenger RNA, 1925 nt
Organism: Homarus americanus (American lobster)
Lineage: Eukaryota; Metazoa; Arthropoda; Malacostraca; Decapoda; Nephropidae
Exons: 6
Coding region: 41-1219 (392 amino acids)
Source: RefSeq, a predicted model, not a curated record